AUACGCCAUGGCUUUUUGAUAAAUUUUUUUUUUUUCUUUUUUUUUUUAGACUAUAAAAAGUCGGAAAUAAAUUAACGAACCUUCACGAACUAAUUUCUUAAAAAAAUGUAUCAACAAAUUGAUCAUAUUGCUAUUAAUACUAUUCGUACGCUUGCCGCGGAUGUUGUAAGAAAAGCUAAUUCUGGACACCCUGGUGCUCCCAUGGGAUGCGCUCCUAUGGCCCAUGUUCUUUUCUCCAAUUUUAUCACAGCCAACCCAGAAAAUCCGAAAUGGCCCAACCGUGAUCGUUUUGUCUUAUCCAAUGGUCAUGGAUGCGCGUUGCAGUAUAUCUUGCUUCAUUUACUGGGAUGUAAUCUAACAAUAGAUGAUUUAAAACUGUUCCGUCAAACCGAUAGCAAGACUCCUGGUCAUCCAGAAUGUCACUUAACUGAAGGCAUUGAAGUAACUACCGGUCCACUUGGGCAGGGUUUUAGUAAUUCCGUAGGUUUGGCCAUUGCCCAAGCUCAUUUCGCUGCUGUUUUUAACCAACCAGGGUUUGAUUUAUUCACGAAUCACGUUUACGUGAUUGUUGGCGAUGGCUGUCUUCAAGAAGGUGUUGCUUCUGAAGCGGCUUCCCUUGCAGGACAUUUGCAACUCGGCAAUCUAAUCGCUCUCUAUGAUGAUAAUCACGUGUCUAUCGAUGGUGACACAGAAGUUAGUUUUACUGAAGACGUUUGUAAACGUUUCGAAGCUUAUGGAUGGCACACUCAAGUGAUCGCGGAUGGCGAUAAUGAUCUUGAAGGCAUUACUAAGGCUAUUGAAAAUGCCAAGAAAGUGACAAAUAAGCCUUCAUUAAUUAAGAUUAGAACUAUCAUUGGCAUUGGUUCAAAAAAUGAAGGUACUGAAAAAGUUCACGGAGCUCCGUUAGCACCCGAUGAUAUUGUCGAAGUCAAAAAGAAAUUCGGAUUUGAUCCGGAAAAAUUCUUCCACGUACCUAAUGAGGUUUAUGAACUUUAUGGUCAAUACCGUGAAAAAGGCAAAGCCGCCGAAGCUCAAUGGAAUAAACUAUUGGAGAACUACACUGCUAAAUUCCCAGAGAAGGGUAAUGAAAUCAAACGUAGAUUCAGUAAUAAAUUGCCAGAGGGUUGGGAAAAACAUCUGCCACGUUAUACGCCAUCUGAUCCCGCAGUUGCUACAAGAAAAUUAUCUGAAAAUGUGUUAAAUAAGAUCGCUGAUGCUAUACCAGAGCUUAUUGGUGGUUCAGCGGAUUUAACAGGCUCUAAUUUAACACGUUGGAAAACGGCGGUUGAUUUUCAGCCCCAAUCAACGGGUUUGGGUAAUUAUUCAGGACGCUACAUUAGAUAUGGUGUUCGUGAACAUGGCAUGUUUGGUGUAAUGAAUGGUCUUACUGCUUAUGGAGGUUUAAUCCCUUUCGGUGGUACUUUCUUGAACUUUAUUAGCUAUGGAUUGGGAUCUGUUCGAUUAGCGGCUCUUUCUUCUUUUCGUGUACUUUAUAUAAUGACUCAUGAUUCAAUCGGUUUGGGUGAGGACGGACCUACUCAUCAACCCAUUGAAACAGUCGCUGGUCUACGUGCAUUACCAAAUAUUUUGGUUUUCCGUCCAGCAGAUGGCAAUGAAGUGUCUGGGGCUUACCUUGCAGCAAUUAGCAAUCUCAAUAGACCAUCAGUAUUUUGUCUUUCUCGACAAAAUUUACCCCAUUUAGAAGGAUCAUCUGUUGAGAAUACCCUUAAAGGAGGUUAUGUAUUGAAAGAAUGUACGGAUGCAAAAAUCACUUUAACCGGUACUGGAUCCGAAAUAUCAAUCGUAGUUGAAGCAUCCAAAAAAUUAGAAUCUGAGGGAGUUAAAACACGUGUAGUAUCUUUACCGUGCUUUGAACUUUUUGAAGAACAAAGCAUUGAUUAUAAGUCGUCAGUUUUUCCCGAUGGUAUUCCAAUUUUAAGUGUUGAAGCGCUAGCAACUUUUGGUUGGUCAAAAUUUGCUCACGCAAAUAUUGGCAUGACAAUUUUUGGUUCUUCUGGACCUUAUCAACAACUUUACAAGAAAUAUGGUUUUACGGCUGAAAAUAUUUCUGAAAAAGCAAAGAAAACUAUAGAAUUUUAUCAAACGACUCCUGUUCCAUCGGUUAUUCACAAACCUUUUUAAAAAACACGUAUACAUAUAAAUAUUACUGUUUAAGUUAAGAAACCAAUUUUUGUUGUAAUUUAUGUAAAAACUGUAAGCUUUAUUUAAUAAAUUUAUAAAUUUGUUCCGCAUGAUGCUUUUUA
Rhizophagus irregularis DAOM 181602=DAOM 197198 is the source of this 2264-nucleotide messenger RNA. RefSeq lists its product as uncharacterized. Lineage: Eukaryota; Fungi; Glomeromycota; Glomeromycetes; Glomerales; Glomeraceae. Gene Ontology annotation, cellular component: cytosol; nucleus. Gene Ontology annotation, molecular function: transketolase activity. Gene Ontology annotation, biological process: pentose-phosphate shunt. The record is from RefSeq and is a predicted model, not a curated record.